AUGCGCGCCACUUGCUGUCUGCGGCCCGGAAGCAAGUGUUCAUCCUCUACCGUUCUUCUGUGGCUCCUGUAUGCCUGCGGUAGGGCUCAGGCCGAUGCUUUGGGUCUUGAGGGUGCUGAGCUUGGUCAGUAUGUUCUACAACAACAAGCUAUUGAGAGGGACCAGCGAGCUACCGAGAGAGAAGAGAAGCGGCUCCUAGCAGAGAGAGAAGAAAGAGCUGCUGAGAGAGACUUCCAACUUGCUAAGCUUCAAGCUGAGAAGGAGAUACAGCUCGCCCGCAGCACCGGUCAAGGAAAAGUGAGUACUUCUUCCUGUGAGAACGUCAGAGGACCGAAGUUGCCAACUUAUCAAGAGGGAGAUGAUAUAAGCAACUUCCUCGUGCGCUUUGAAAGGGUGGCUGAACUACUCCAGAUUGAUAAGGAUAGCUACGCUGCAAGACUUGGGUGUCUCCUCACGGGUAAGGCUACUGAACUGUAUACGUCGUUGUCUGCUGACAUAACUGAAGAUUACGCUCUUCUGAAGAAAGCUCUCCUCACUGGGUUCAGUAAGACCGCCGACAACUACCGUCUGGAGUUCCGCCAAGCCAGGAUUAGGGUUGGGGAAAAUUAUCAGCAGUUCUCUGUCCAUCUGACUCGACUGUUCCAGGCAUGGUCGGAGGCAUCUGAUGUCGCCCACACUUUUGAAGGUCUUAAAAAAUUCAUCCUGCUUGACCAGUUUUUGACUAAUCUUUCUCCAGAUUUGAGGGUUUUCAUCAAGGAGCGUCGGCCGACAGACCUUCCCGACGCAGUAAGGCUUGCCGACGACUGGUCAUCUGCCCGUCACGCCUACCCGAAAGCCUACUCUUCUAGUUCCCGAGGAACUUCUAAAGCUGCCUCUGGGGUAAGCCCUACAUCAUCUCAAGGUGACUCCAGCAAGUCCUCUGUCCAGUCCACCCCUAAGAAAAUUACGUGCCACCAGUGUGGAGAAGACGGCCAUAUUCGGCCGCGCUGCCCUAAGAAUCCCGCGCCUUCAAGGAUUGGGAAGCGGAGUGUCCCAAACUAUUCUGUCUCGGGCACCAUUAACGGAUCUUGGAGCUCGAACAUCAUCCGUGACACUGGCUGCUCGUGUGUGGUAGUCUCAGAAGAGGUGCUUCCAGACGUAGAUGUGGAGAGUUGUCCCAAGAUUUCCCUAGCUGACUACUUGGGAAGAGUAGACAAAUUCCCAGUUGUAAAGUGCUACGUGCGCUGCCCCUUCUACACUGGUUGGACUGAGGUGGUGAGAGCUCCUAUAAAGUUUGCUGGCGCUCUGAUAGGAAACAUCCCGGGAGUUAUGGAUCCCCAGGUCUCUAAUCCUUCUCCAGCUCCUCUUCCUGAUUCCAGCAGGGCAUCCUUGUCAUCAGAGCUGCAGCCGGAGGUUUCUACCAGUGCUUCGACUGUGUCUUCGGCUGACCAAGUACACGCUGUUACCACCCGUGCCGGAAGGAUGAAAAGACUGCAUCCUCUGGUACUUCCAGAACUUCAGCCUCUCUCCAUGACCCCUCAAGAGUUCAACCAACUGCAAGCCUCGUGUCCUUCCUUAACUGGGGUACGACAGAAAGCCUCUACGGGAGAAGUUGAGAAAGCCAGGAACGGGUCGUCCUUCCAGUACCUGUACGUCAAUGGGCUUCUCUACCGCAAGUGCCUCACUUCUCAGCUUCCAAAUAAGGUAGGCCAACAAUGCCUGGUUGUCCCAAGUGAGUGUCGCCAGAUCAUACUCUCAGUGGCCCACGAGAGUCCCUUGGCUGGACAUUUCUCUCACCGCAAGACUGAGUUGAAAAUUUAUGAACAUUUCUUUUGGCCAGGUAUGGGAGCGGAUAUCCGUGCCUACUGCCGCUCUUGUGACAAGUGCCAACGGAUGUCAUCAAAGGGCCGGGUGCGUCCUGUCCCUCUUCAGCCCCUACCUGUGAUCACCGAGCCUUUUUCCCGAGUCGCCAUUGACCUCGUUGGACCUCUUUCUCCUCCAUCUUCCGAGGGCCAUAGACACAUUCUUACCUUAAUAGAUUUUGCAACUGGGUUUCCAGAGGCCCUGCCACUUAAGGACAUAGACUCAGUAUCAGUAGCUGAAGCCUUACUAGUGAUAUUUGCACGUGUAGGAAUUCCUAGAGAAAUCCUCUCUGAUCGAGGAACUCAGUUUACCUCCAGUCUGUUAUCAGAGUUACAUAAGCUGCUUGGUGUUAAACCUAUUUUCACAACUCCUUUCCAUCCCAGUGGCAAUGGACGCAUAGAGAGGCUCCAUGGUCCUCUCAAGGCAGCUCUGCGCAAGCUCUGUGCUGACAAACCCAGGGAGUGGCACCGUUACCUCGUUCCCACGCUCUUCGCCCUCAGGGAAAUCCCCAGUGAUCGGACCGGGUUCUCCCCCUUUGAACUACUAUAUGGACGCUCUGUUCGAGGACCUCUCACGGUGUUGAAGGAGUUGUGGGAUAAUCAGGACAUCCAGGGAGAAGAAAGAACCAGCUUCCAAUACGUCCUGGAACUUCGAAACAAGUUGUCAGAAUGUGCCCAGCUUGCUGCUCAAGCAGCUGAUGUAAGUACUGCCCGUUACAAGUCCUAUUUUGAUCUUAAAUCUCAGGACAGGAAGUUUAAUCCAGGUGACGAGGUACUAGUUCUUCUUCCCAGCCACACAAGCAAGUUAUUGGUAGCAUGGAAUGGUCCAUACAAGGUCCUUGAAAGACGUGGUAAUGUUGAUUACCUUAUAGACGAGCCUCGUGGGCCUAAACUAUACCACGCCAAUCUACUUAAAAGAUACCAUCGACGAGCAGUUGUUAACAGGCUCCAUGUUCUCGACGAGAUUCAAUCUCUCGAAACAAGCGAACCCCAGGACAGCACCGUUCCCGUCGUGGAGGAGAAAUUGCCUGACGCCAGCUCCACGGAACUGCCCAUUACGGCCGAUGAAUGGCUGGAUUCUUCACCACCAAGUAUGCCGGAGAUAAAUCCCUCCUUGCCCUGGGAACAACGAGGCGACAUCGAGGACUUACUGCUGGACUACAGGGAUGUAUUCUCCACCACACCUGGCUGUACCUCGACUAUCAUGCACGAUAUUGUCCUCACCACCACCAACAGGAUUCAAGCUAGGUUGUACCCUGUCCCUAUUCACCUUAGACCUCACUUUGAUGAAGAAGUAGAUAGCCUUUUGGAACAAGGGAUAAUUCAAUUGUCUUCCUCUCCCCACUGUAGUCCUGUUGUAAUGGUUCGGAAGUCUGACGGUUCCUACAGGAUGGCUAUUGAUUACCGGAAAUUGAACUCCGUUACGGUCUUCCACGCUGAGCCGUCUUGUAAUAUGGAAGAAGACCUUCACAUGUUCGCUGGUGCUAAAUACUUCUCGGAAAUUGACCUCUGCAAGGCUUAUUACCAAAUUCCAUUGACAGACAGAGCCAAACCCCUAACUGCCUUUCCAACUCAUCGUGGUCUCAUGGAAUUCUGCCGCUUACCCUUCGGACUUGUCACAGCAUGUGCUACCUACGUCCGUCUGAUGCGUCUUGUCCUCGCCGGGUUACCCAACAUUUCUUUCUACUUUGAUAAUAUAUUUGUCCACUCUUCAGAUUGGCCUCAGCAUAUCAGCGCCCUCAGAGCUACGCUUGAGAGACUACGCUCCCACAACCUGACUGCCAAGCCUUCCAAGUGCCGCUUCGGUGUUCACUCCAUCCACUAUCUCGGAUUCGUACUAGACGGAGAACAGCUGAGACCUCAGAACAGCAAGAUGGAAGCGCUGUGCAGGAUAACUCCCCCUCUGUCCAAGAAAGCUCUCCGCAGUUUUCUAGGUAUGAUUGCCUUUUAUAGGAUGUUUAUUCCCCAGGCUUCAGACUACACCGGACCACUCUCUGACCUCUUGAAGAAAGGAGUCCGCGAACCUCUCGCCUGGGAUGAGACUGCGUUGAGCUGCUUCAAUCACCUGAAGCAAGUGUUGUCCAGCACACCAGUACUACAAGUUCCAGAUUGUGGUUCCCCUUUCAUCCUUCGGAGUGACGCUUCAAGUCACGGACUAGGAUCUGUUCUGCUGCAAUACCAUCAGGGGGUGCCUCAUCCUGUCGCCUAUGCCAGCAGGAAGCUCCUGGACCGGGAAAAGAGGUAUUCCACCAUAGAACGUGAGUGUCUUGCUGUUGUGUUUGGUGUGCUCCGCUUUGACUAUUAUCUCAGAGGUCGUGAAUUCAUAUUAGAAGUGGACCACAAGCCCUUGUUGUACUUGGAAACCUUUAAAGGCAAGAAUGAUAGGGUGUUGAGAUGGGCCUUAAGUCUACAAGCCUACCGGUUCAGAGUCGUCCAUAUUGCUGGGAAGGACAACGUGGGAGCAGAUUUAAUGAGCAGACUCCCAGCCUAA
Molecule: messenger RNA, 4332 nt
Organism: Portunus trituberculatus (swimming crab)
Lineage: Eukaryota; Metazoa; Arthropoda; Malacostraca; Decapoda; Portunidae
Exons: 3
Coding region: 1-4332 (1443 amino acids)
Biological process (GO): DNA integration
Molecular function (GO): nucleic acid binding; zinc ion binding
Source: RefSeq, a predicted model, not a curated record